AUGACUCAUAAGUUCAGCUUAGUGCCCGGUGGCUGCGCUGGUGGAUGCGAGGCAGACAUGGCAGAGUUGAAGGUUCGCUUGGCUCGUCUGGAGAGAGAGAUGUCCUCUCUGAAGGAAAAAUGUCCGUGUUCUGCAAAUUGUCCAAAUGAUUGUAGUGGCAAUGGGGAAUGUCAGAAAGGAAAAUGCGUCUGCCAAGAAGGAUUCCUGGGUCCGGAUUGCAGUAUUUGUGCCCAAGGAGCUGAGUGUAGUAAAAAAGAAGCCAAGGGAACAAUUAAGGUAAAAGUGGACACAGUAGCCCUGAAGGUAAACAAAGAAAGUAGCACAGUCAAAGAACAGGAAAGAAGCAGCACUGCAGAACAAGUCGAGAAAAAGGAGCAAAAGAAGGGGACCGAUUCCAAGGGGACGGAUGUUAAAUCAAAGCUAGCUGUUACAGCUAAACUAGCUCUUGCAAAAGCACAAGUCAACGUUGAUGCUUCUGGAAAGAAAAUGACAAUAAAGGGCACCACAAAGACAACCAUUCCGACUGUUGGCCAAGCUUUGUUAAAGCACGGAGGAAGAAAACAAGAAGAGGCCCGCAAAGGCAAAACCGCAGGACUGGCUCCUAAAAAAACAGAUCUGAAACUUGUCAAGGAAGUAAGCAAGGUUAAAUCCUAUUCCAAGUCUGACCAACUGAAAGAUGAACCUCAAGCUAACAUAACCCAGACUGAUGCAACAACAACAACAAAGUCAAAUGACACAGCUAAAAUUGGAAAAAUUCUUACCAGGAUUAUGGGAACCAACAAAACCAGAGCUGGAAAAGACACCAUGGAGCAAUCCACACUAUUAGAAAAGAAUGCUACUCAACAUUCUGGGUCGAAACACAUCAAGAAGGUCAAAGUAGAUGCAGUAUCUGAGCACUCGACGGAUGGCAAGACUGGACACGGCAGAAAUACUACAACUGAUGCUAUCAAGACGGAAAAAGGGAAGGAUAGCAUAACAGUGCACACUAUUGAUGCUAAGACCGGUAAAGGGAGAGUUACAACUAUGCAAACUGCUAAUGCUAAGACUGAGAGACAAACAACAACUUUGCACUCUGUUGAUAGCAGAAACACAGAUGCUAGCCGGAGUGGAAAAGGCAAAGAUGUCAUCACCGUGCAAUCUGUUGAUGGUAAAACUGGAAAAGGGAGACACACCACAACUAUUCACUCUGUUGAUGAAGAAGAGACUGGUAAAGGGAGAGAUAUAACAACAGUGCAUUCUGCUGAUAGCAAGACCGGAAGUGUGCAAUCUGUAGAUGGGAAGAUCCAUAAAGGGAAAGAUACCGUAACUGUGCACUUGGGUGAUGGUAAGACUGGAAAAGGGCGAAACACCGUCACUGUGAACACUGCUGAUGGAAAAACUGAACAAAAUAGAGACACUACAACUUUGCAUUCUGUGAAUGACAGAAAUACAGAUGCUAGCAAGACUGGACAGGGUAGAGACGUGACGAUGCACUCUGUUGACGGCAGGACUGAGCAAGGCAUACAAACUACAAUGACUGUCAAAGCAGGAAAAGGGUCUGAUACCGUAAAAUUGCAUAUUGUUGAUGGUAAGACCGGUGAAGGUAUGCGUACUACAACUGUGAACUCUGCUGACAACCGAAAAACAGAUACUACCAAGAUUGGACAGGGUAGAGACGUGACGAUGCACUCUGUUGAUGCAAAAAUCGGAAAUGGAAGGGAUACUAUGACUUCGCAAUCUGUUGAUGGCAGGACUGAGCAAGGCAAACAAACUACAACGACUGUCAAGGCAGGAAAAGGGUCUGAUACCGUAACAUUGCACACUGUUGAUAGUAAGACCGGUGAAGGUAUGCGUACUACAACUGUGAACUCUGUUGACAACCGAAAAACGAAUACUACCAAGACUGGACAGGGUAGAGACGUGACGAUGCACUCUGUUGAUGCAAAAAUUGGAAAAGGAAGGGAUACUAUAACGACGCACUCUGUUGAUGGUAAGACCGGUGAAGGUAUGCGUACUACAACUGUGAACUCUGCUGACAACCGAAAAACAGAUACUAGCAAGACUGGAAAAGGGAGCGAAACCAUUACUGUGUCUGCUGAUGGCAAGACUGUACAAGGAAUGGAUACAGAAAGUGUACGCUCUGUGGAUGACGCAACCGGACAAAGCAGAGACGCCGUUAGCGUGCACUCCGUUGACGGCACACACACAAAUGCCAUCAAGACCGGCAAAGGGAGAAUCAGUCUGAGAAAUGCAACUGUUGUAGAUGAAGCUAAGGCUUCCCAGAGCCAGACAACUACCAAUGGCGGCUCUGUGACCAGUACCAGAAAGACAGGAGGAUUAGGUUCAGUGAAGGUUAUGAACAUCUCCACCCAUAGCUUCAUUAUCACGUGGUCGGCACCACAAGGAAUGUUCAAGAACUUCACUGUGAUCAGAAGAGAGCCGAGAACUGAAGGCGAUGAGGACUUUGAGGAGUUUGAAGAGGAGGCUUUUGAAGGAGAUGUUGUCCAAUCAGCUAAGAAUACAAUGGAGGUCCAGAUGCACAAGGAGAUCACAACUUCUUCGGGUAAAGUUGUUACAUCGAGAAGUAAAGCAGAAACCAAAAGGAUCAUGAUGGUGGUCCCUGGAAAUGUGCGAUCGGUUGAAUUCAGUAACCUUCGCGCUAGCACACGCUAUGUCCUGCACAUAUACGGCACUUCUGCUGACAGACGAUCCAAGAUUCACAGAGUUAUUACAACGACAGGUCCUGAGGCGGCCACAGAUAUGGUUUUCAGUAAAAUAACAGAAACAUCAAUAACGGUGUCUUGGUCCAAACCAAAGAGCAUAAUCACAGGCUACACGGUCACAUACACCCACAUUGUCACAGGAGAAACGCAUUCGGUGAGCUUGGACUCCAAGCAGAAUCAUGCAGUUCUUUCCAAGUUGUCCGCUGGAUCAUCCUACAUAGUGACUGUAACAUCUACACAAGGAAAAACCCAGAGUGACGCCCUUGUGUCUAUUAUCACUACAGUGCCAGCACCUCCAACCCAUCUCCGGGCCAUCAAUGUGACAGAUACCAGAGCAGUACUGCAAUGGACACCCAGCUUGGGGAAGGUGGACCGCUUCAUCAUAAGCUACGAGUCCUCCAAGACUCCUAAUGUAACCGUGACGGUGAUGGUGUCUGGAAGCUCUGUGGAGCACCAACUGAGAGGCCUGCAGAGAGGAACCGUGUACACUGUCAAAGUACUCAGCCAGAAGGACAGUCUUCAGAGUGCAGCCAUUACAACUUCAUUUACCACUGCCAACGUGGUCAAAGCAAGUGAAGUGGGUGCUCGCUCCGCACUGAUCACUUGGAGAAGUUCCACUGUCGUUUACCACAGUUACAGACUGAUCUACCAAGUGGUAGGAGAAGUAGCAAAGGAGCUUCACCUGGAGUCCACCAUCACAGAGUAUAAACUGACAGGGUUGAUACCGAUGUCACGCUACAAUGUUCUAGUACAAGGCGAGAAAGAUGGACAAUACACAUCUAUUGUCACCACUGAAUUCAUCACAGGAAAGCUGCGUUUUCCGUACCCUACUGAAUGCUCUCAGGAGCUGCUGAACGGAGCUCUUCAGUCAGGGGAGGUGGAUAUCUACCCCCAGGGCAAGGAUGGACAGGUCGUGAGAGUCUACUGCGACAUGGAGACUGAUGGGGGCGGUUGGACGGUGUUCCAAAGAAGAAUGAGUGGGAAGACCGAUUUCUACAGAACCUGGAGUGACUACAGAGGUGGCUUUGGAAACCUCAGCGAAGAGUUCUGGCUCGGAAAUGAGUUGCUACACAACCUGAGCAGCAUCGGCCCUGUGAGUUUGAGAGUGGACCUGACAUCGGGAAAUGACACGGCGUAUGCCCACUAUACCAACUUCUCCAUUGACUCAGAGGAGAACCAUUACGCCCUCAGUGUUUCCGGAUACACAGGAACAGCAGGUGACUCCAUGAGGUACCAUAACGGUCGUCCGUUCUCAACCUUGGAUAAGGACCCUGAUUCUUUGGGGAUCCACUGUUCUCGCGCCUACAUGGGAGGCUGGUGGUAUAAAAACUGCUACAAAACAAAUCUCAACGGACUCUAUGGCAUCAACACUAACAAUCAGGGAGUGGUAUGGAUAGACUGGAAAGGUAAAGACUCCUCCAUUCCCUUCACUGAGAUGAAGUUCAGACCAUCCAGGUUCUCUCCUGCGACACACGGCUAAGAUGUUAGCCUUGACCUGAACAACUUCCAGCUAAGAAUGAGCUUCCCAGAACUCCUAAUGAAAUGUUGUUGCUGGCCACUUUUCACCAGUUUGUUUUAAGGAAUCUCCGCAAGUGUGUUCCGACUCA
Doryrhamphus excisus (bluestripe pipefish) is the source of this 4309-nucleotide messenger RNA. The record is from RefSeq and is a predicted model, not a curated record. NCBI's taxonomy places the organism in Eukaryota, Metazoa, Chordata, Actinopteri, Syngnathiformes, Syngnathidae.